Molecule: messenger RNA, 291 nt
Organism: Echinococcus granulosus
Lineage: Eukaryota; Metazoa; Platyhelminthes; Cestoda; Cyclophyllidea; Taeniidae
Exons: 2
Coding region: 1-291 (96 amino acids)
Source: RefSeq, a predicted model, not a curated record
AUGAUUGUGCCACCUUACAUUAUCCAUCUAGCUCUUUCUGAGCAUAGACAGUUCGGUCUUCACUGGCAGCGUGGUGUAUGCGACCUCAAAGAAGCAGCAAAGAAUACGCAAAAUUUUUUUUACAAAAUGACAGCAGACCGUAAAGUAAAUAAUUCAAUGGAUGAAAUAAAGGCAGUGAGAUUAUCAUAUGACGAGAAAGUGCUAUCUCCAGGUCCAGAUCUCUGCAAAUUGUCCCUCACUGGUGCAAAAUGGACAAUCCGUAAAAGACAGAUAUUGGAAAGGCAAAAUUAG